UCUGUGGCGAAGCAUCAUAAAAGCAGAGAAGGGGCAUAAGGUCGCCGAGCCUACUCUACCUGCUUCAUCGCCUAGAGGUUGAAAGAGAGCAAGGACAGCGUCCCUGAAGCUGGGACCUCGGCGGCCUUCCAGGGAAGAUGAGGCUCCUCCUGCUCCUGCUGGCCUUCUGUCUCCCCCACAGGAUGAAGGCAGGGGAGAUCAUCGGGGGACAUGAGGCCAAGCCCCACUCUCGUCCCUACAUGGCCUUUCUUCAGAUCAUGAAUGGGGGUACUACAAAGAGGUGUGGUGGCUGUCUUAUACGAGAGGACUUUGUGCUGACCGCCGCUCACUGUUCCGGGAGCUCAAUAAAUGUCACUCUGGGGGCCCACAACAUCAAAGAACAGGAGAAGACCCAGCAGGUCAUUCCUGUGGUAAAAACCAUUCCACAUCCUGACUAUAAUCCUAAAGUCGUUGCCAAUGACAUCAUGCUGUUAAAGCUGAAGAGAAAGGCCAAGAGGACUAGAGCUGUGAGGCCCCUCAACCUGCCCAGGCGCAAUGUCCAUGUGAAGCCCCGGGAUGUGUGUUAUGUGGCUGGCUGGGGAAGGAUGGGCCAAAUGAGCAAACUCCCAAACACACUACAAGAGGUUCAGCUGACAGUACAGAAGGAUCAGGAGUGCGAGUCCUGCUAUCCACGUAAUUAUGAUAAAACCAUUGAGAUAUGUGCGGGGGACCCAGAAAUCAAGAAUGCUUCCUUUAAGGGGGAUUCUGGAGGGCCUCUCGUGUGCAACAAAGUGGCCGCAGGCAUCGUCUCCUAUGGACCCAGUAAUGGUUCACCUCCACGGGUCUUCACCAGAGUCUCAAGUUUCCUAUCCUGGAUAAAGAAGACGAUGAAACGCAGCUAGCUACAAGAAGCAGACUGGCUCCCUUUCUGCCUAGCCAUCUUCCCUACAGCUGAGUCCAGGAUUGCUCUAGGACAGAUGCCAGCAAGUGAAUAAAGGACUCAUUGCUGAAUGGAAAGACUGGUUUCAUGUCCAUCCACAGGGACCAACUUCGUGCAAGGGAGCCUGCCUUUAGGCUGUGACAACCCAGCUGACUUCUUCCUGUUGAAGUUUACCCUCUCCAUGAGAAAAACAGAAAGUUUGCCUUUGACCCAGGCAUGUACGUUCCUCCUCUGCCCUGAGAAGGUUAUUUAAUGCAAGUCAUCAUUAGUAGCCACAGGAUUUUUAUACAAUUUCACCUUAAGUAGCUGCUGUGUUCCCCAAAAUAGAGCAAGAAAUGAAUGAAUAG
Messenger RNA from Meriones unguiculatus (Mongolian gerbil), 1266 nucleotides. RefSeq names its product granzyme B(G,H)-like. Gene Ontology annotation, biological process: proteolysis. The transcript is spliced from 5 exons. The coding region runs from base 138 to 881 and encodes 247 amino acids. Gene Ontology annotation, cellular component: cytoplasm; intracellular membrane-bounded organelle. The record is from RefSeq and is a predicted model, not a curated record. Gene Ontology annotation, molecular function: serine-type endopeptidase activity. Lineage: Eukaryota; Metazoa; Chordata; Mammalia; Rodentia; Muridae.